AUGCUCGCCGUAUGUCUUUGGCGACAUCAUCCAGAUUACAUGAUUGGAGUUCUAUACCCACUGCGGGCUGUUUGGAAGUCAAUCUGGAAUUGUAAGACAUUACCCAAGCUUCAACAGUUUUUGUGGCGUGCUUGUGUCUCUGGGCUUGCGACUGGUGAUGCUUUAACACGGCGUAAUGUCCAUGCUGAUCCACUUUGUGUUCGGUGUGGGGAACGUGAAACAGCUUCACACAUUAUCUUGGUUUGCACAUAUGCAAGGGCGGUAUGGUUUGGGAGCCCACUAGGCUCUAUCUCUUUAUUGCCAGAUGAUCAGCGAUUUUCAGAUUGGAUUGCAUCCUGGAAACUAUUCUCCAGGCUGGGGAAGAAGGAGUCCAGUCAGUCCAGACCAUUAAUCACUUUAUGUAGCUUCAUCUGUUGGCACAUUUGGUUGUCAAGGAACGAUUUGGUUUUUGGACAUAAAGUAUGGCAGCCUACAGAAGUAAUUGCAGCAGCGGUUAAGGCCUUCCGUGAGUAUGAUGCUAAUACAUCCAAUGUUGAUUCUUGUUCUCCAACUUUGGUUGAUAGGCCUCUUCAAUGGGUUGCACCUACAGUGGAUUAUGUGAAGUGCAAUUGUGAUGCUAGUUAUGCAGUGGAUUCAGCCAAGUCAGGCAUUGGGUUUUUUUGUAGGGAUCACAAUGGUCAGCCUAUGCUUGCUGCUUCUAACCCAUCUCCCUUUUCAGAUAUUUUAGUGGGUGAGGCUAUUGCAGUUCGUUUUGCGAUGAUGGAGAUGAUCAAGGUUGGGUUUGUGUGGGUUAUGAUCGAAUCUGACAAUGCAAGUCUGAUUUCAUAUAUCAAGGGUGGUGGUGGGACUUCGCCUCUGCACAUUCGUGCGGUUGUGGAUGAUAUUGUUAACGUAUCUUCCUCUUUUGUAUCUUCUUGUUUCUUUUCUAUUCGAAGGGAGAUUAACAGUGUGGCUGACUCCCUGGCUCGGAGGGCUUUGGCGUUAACAUGCACAACUGAAUGGCCCAUUUCCACUCCAUGGUUGCGUGAGUUGUGUUUCUCAUUGCCGCCAUGA
Telopea speciosissima is the source of this 1053-nucleotide messenger RNA. RefSeq lists its product as uncharacterized. Gene Ontology annotation, molecular function: nucleic acid binding; RNA-DNA hybrid ribonuclease activity. Lineage: Eukaryota; Viridiplantae; Streptophyta; Magnoliopsida; Proteales; Proteaceae. The record is from RefSeq and is a predicted model, not a curated record. Bases 1 to 1053 code for a protein of 350 amino acids. The transcript has a single exon.